Messenger RNA from Onychostoma macrolepis, 2210 nucleotides. It is a transcript of the gene arl4aa, whose product is annotated as ADP-ribosylation factor-like 4aa. NCBI's taxonomy places the organism in Eukaryota, Metazoa, Chordata, Actinopteri, Cypriniformes, Cyprinidae. The record is from RefSeq and is a predicted model, not a curated record. The transcript is spliced from 2 exons. Gene Ontology annotation, cellular component: cytoplasm. Gene Ontology annotation, biological process: vesicle-mediated transport; intracellular protein transport. Bases 209 to 811 code for a protein of 200 amino acids. Gene Ontology annotation, molecular function: GTP binding; GTPase activity.
UGCGGCGUGUGUGUGCGUGAGUGCGGACGCGCUGGGUCAGUCAGUAGCACGCAGAGCAGAGCGUCAAUGAAUUACGCUUUCUAGCGAAGUAUGAAGUCUGAACGGUGAGCUAACUGGGCGACUGUGGCAAGCACUGGAUGUGCAUCUGGGGUUUCGGACCUAUGGAACAUCAUCCUAAACUCAUAUUGUUCUCAUACUCCUGAGGGAAAUGGGGAACGGAAUAUCAGAGCAACCCAACUUUCUGUCCAGUCUUCCGUUCUGUAAUUCUCUUCACAUCGCUAUUCUGGGUCUGGACUUUGCAGGCAAAACGACGGUCCUGUACCGUCUGCAGUUCAAUGAGUUUGUCAACACUGUCCCCACCAAAGGUUUCAAUGCAGAGAAAGUCAAAGUAGCUGUUGGGGACUCACAAACAGUGACGUUUCACUUUUGGGACGUUGGCGGCCAGGAGAAACUGCGCCCUCUUUGGAAGUCCUACACACGCGGCACUGAUGGCAUCAUGUUUGUUGUGGACUCUCUGGACACGGAGAGAAUGGAAGAGGCGAAGACGGAGCUUUACAAAAUUGCUCGCUCCUCAGAAAAUCAAGGAGUGCCUGUGUUGAUUAUUGCUAACAAGCAGGACUUGAGACGGGCUCUGUCAUUGUCACAGAUAGAGACCAUGCUGGCACUCAAUGAACUGGGACCCUCUACGCCGUGGCACCUGCAGCCCACUUGCGCCAUCAUUGGUGACGGUCUCAAAGAGGGGCUUGAAAGACUUUAUGACAUGGUCCUAAAACGAAGAAAGAUGCUCAAACAGCAAAAAAAGAAAAGAUAGACCGUUAUUGUAUUAUAUAAAAGGAGGAAAAAAAGGACAAUGCAAGUUGAUAGUUUCAAACUUAAAUUUUUAUGUGCCCAGAGUUGGUUAGAAUCAACAAGCACUUUAGUUGUUUACUUUCUCAUUGUUUACUUCUCUGGUUGUUUACUAUCUGUCAUAGACUUAAAUCUUUAUAUUAAGUUUAUAUAUUUCUUUUAUCACACUGAAAGGUGAUUUUUGUUGGAGGUUUUAUUUAGAUUGUUUAUUUGCAAUAAAAUGGCUUGUUUAUUCUAAAUUGUCACAUCAUGUAAUACUUUAACACAUAGGCCUGCCAAAUAUUAUUUCAUUUUAUGGUCCGGUAUUUUUCCUUGCACUAUCAUGUUAAAGGAAUAGCUCACCCAACAACUAAAAAUCUGUGAAUGAAAACCUAUUUACAUUAUUUUAUGUUUAUGUUGUUCCCUGAACAUUUCAUUCUUUUUUACAGAAAGCUAUUGUAUAUAGGGAUGCACGAUAUCAGUAUCAUAUCAGUUAUCAGUCAAUAUUUUUUACUUGUAGUGAUAUUGGAUAUUUAGUUGUGCAUGCUCUUUAGUUUUACAUUUAGAUUAUAAUUGCAGUCAUUUAAUGCUCACUUCAAGUUCAAAUUUAAAACCACAAAAAAUUGAAUAACAGUUAAAUGUAAUAGGAAUAUCCAUUUUUCAUGCUGUACAUUUAUAAUGUUGUGAUGCCUACAUUGAUUUUAGUUUUUGUUGACAAUUGUAAAUAUUUUAAUAUUGAUUUAACUGUUACAGUCCAUAACAUUAAAGUAAUUAUUGGCAUAUUAGUAUGGUGCAGAAUUUCAGUAUUGGUGCAUUCCUAAUUACAAGCCAUUAGAAAACAUAUAAUGUACAGCACAAGUUAUAUGGAUUGCUGUUAUGAUACUUUUAUGGUGCUUUGUGUCACUUUUGGAGGUUUAAUGAUUCAUACCCAAUUCAUUUUUCACAUAUUCAUGUUUCACACAAAGAAUUAGGCUAAGUCAUACAGGUUGGUGAGGAAAAUAUAUACAUAUUUUUUUAUUUUUGGGUGAACUGUUCCUUUAAUGCAUCCCUUUAAAAAACAGUACUUGGAGCCUUGUACCACCACAUUCUUCUUUGGUUCAGUAAUACUAAGGUGAGAAUAAAAAGCAAAUGCCUCUGUAUCGUACAUUAUAAGACCUCUGUCUGUUGUUAUCAGAUUAGAAAUGACCUUUCACCUAUGAUGUAUCCACCUUUGCAGGCAUCAGAAACAUUGAAAGAGCUCAACUGGAAGGAAUUUGUAGGAUUUAUCUGCUGUGUAUCACAUGCUCCUCUAAAUUCCAGUCCUGCCUCGUAAAUCCAGAGCGACUGGGACUCUUACCUCCCCGUUCCAUUGAUGUCAGUAAUGCUGAGCUGGGAUGGUGACACUG